AAAAACGAAAUGAAAGCUCUAGUAUAAAAUGUGAUGUGGUUAGAGUGGUUUUUAGUUUUUGAUUAUUAUAAUAUUUGGUACCAAAAGAAGUCUUCAACCGGAGAGGGAGAGAGCUUUUUUCUCUAGAAUCCUAAGCUAGCUCUUUGGUAAUUAGUAUCAUUCUUGUAUAUAGUGCUAUAUAGAUUUAUAUGCUGGGAUUUAGGUUGUUCGAUGUUCAGGGGUUCAAUACUAGUAUUCCUUUCAAUAAUCAUGUAUAUACAUGCUCUUUAGUGCAUCACAUAUUUUUAAGAUAGAUGUUUUUCAACAUUAAGGAGAUAAAAAUUAUGUUGAUACUUUUUCUUUUUCAAUAUAUCCAAUAGAGAUAUUGUAGGUAAAGAAAAAGAAUUUGUAGUUAAACAUAUAAAUAUGACAGCCUUGCUUUGUACAAAGAUGAGGUCUCCAAGAAGAAAAAAAGGUGGACUGUUAAGAAACAAUCUUUCAAACAGACACACACUUUGAUAGGUAAUUACCAAUCUUUCUAAUAAUUAUUUUAGGAAGUCAGCAUAAAUUAAAUAUAAUGCUUACAAGCUUUUUUUCAGUGUGUGAGUAUAUAUAUUGCAGCUAUACAGUUUAUUCAUUUGUCAUACAAAUAAAUCAGUAGACAAGUUUCUAUAUGCGCAGAGUGGGUGUUUAAAAAGAAAACAAAAGCUAGAAUAGCUUUAGAUCAAAUUAAAAAGAAAACAAAAGCUAGAAUAGCUUUAGAUCAAACUUUAUCGGUGCUUCAACUGAAUAAUUUUGUCCUCUACUCUCUAUCUAUUAAAGAUGCUUAAAUAUUCAUUUCUUCAUCUUGAACUCUCUCUUGUCCUUGUCAUUGUCGUUUCCUCAAGCAGUCAUGCAGCCAUCACUAGGCCUCAUAGGUUGGUCACUAAACUCAUACACCGUGAUUCGGUCCUCUCCCCGUACUACAACCCUAAUGCCACCACCUUGGACCUUGCUAGAUGGGCUACAGAAAGCUCGGUGGCACGCUCUGCUUACUUGAGGGCAAGGACAGCGAGCUCUUUAUACUCCACGGUUGAUGUCCGAGGUGGUGUUAUUCCUAUUGUUACUGGCAUUAUAUUUCUUGUGAAUUUCUCUAUUGGAGAGCCGCCAGUUUCACAACUCGCGGCAAUGGACACCGGAAGCAUCCUAUUAUGGAUUCAAUGCCUCCCUUGCACAAAAUGUUUUGACCAAUUAGGCCCCAUAUUUGAUCCCUCCAAGUCAUCCACGUAUGACGAGUUAUCUUGUGCUUCUCCUUAUUGUGAUUUUCCAUUUAGAUGUGAUAAAUCUCGAAGUUGCAGGUAUGGUGAGAACUACUAUGACAAUACUUCCACAAAUGGAGGCCUUGCCCUUGAAAAGCUCACAUUCUUGACAUCUGAUGAAUCCACAACUAGUGUCCAGAGCAUAGUGUUUGGUUGUGGACACAUUAAUGAGAACAAAAUAGGCAAAUUUAGUGGGGUUUUGGGACUCGGCAAUCACGUUGUAUCUUUGCCUUCACAAUUAGGUUCUGUAUUUUCUUAUUGCAUUGGCAAUAUAAACGAUCCUUACUAUACUCAUAACCAGCUAAUUAUAGGAAACGGGGCUAGGAUUGAAGGCUAUUCAACUCCAAUGACAAUCUAUAGAGGAUUGUACUAUCUAACCUUAGAAGGCAUAAGUGUGGGACAGAAACGGCUUGACAUUGACCCAGAAACUUUCAAACGAAAUCCAUUGGGCAGAGGUGGUGUGAUCAUUGACUCAGGCAUGACAGAUACUCUUCUAGUAAGACCUGGGUUCGAACCGCUUAAAGCCGAGGUGCAAGCAGUGAUAGGUGGAUUGUUGAGACGGGUGGUGAUUACUAUGAAACCUAAUCUCCUAUGCUACAGGGGGGUCGUGAGCGAAGACCUUAAAGGGUUCCCAGUAGUGACAUUUCACUUUGCUGGAGGGGCUGACUUAGUGUUAGACAUAGACAACAUGUUUCAACAGCACGGCCCUAAUGCAUUUUGCAUGGCUGUGUUUGUGUCUGAUGAUGAGGAUCGGCCUAGUGCAAUUGGGAUUAUGGCUCAACAAUAUUACAACAUUGGCUAUGACCUAUCCGGCAAGAAACUUUAUUUCCAGAGAAUUGAUUGUGAACUACUUGAGGACUGAUCAACUCCUAUGAUUUGUAGUGAGGACUUUAGUGCGAUUAAUGCUAUUUUUGCUUUCCUGUUUUUUUUUUUUUUUGCCUCCUGUACUCCUUGUUAAGCACUUUUAAGAUUCAUAAAUUUAUUAGUAAUCUUUGAUUACUUUAUUAUCCUCGUAUCAUGUAUAUAUUAAUAUAACAAAAAAAAUAUUUGACUAAAGUACUUGUAGCGGAAUGUUACAGAUUCAGCUACAGAAUUCAAGUUAUGCCUUAGGCAGCUUGGCUAUUUUCAUUCUUUCGGAUAUGUGUUUCGGGCCUUUGGCCUAUUUUCUU
Messenger RNA from Cornus florida, 2446 nucleotides. RefSeq names its product aspartic proteinase CDR1-like. The transcript has a single exon. The coding region runs from base 802 to 2139 and encodes 445 amino acids. The record is from RefSeq and is a predicted model, not a curated record. Gene Ontology annotation, cellular component: extracellular region. NCBI's taxonomy places the organism in Eukaryota, Viridiplantae, Streptophyta, Magnoliopsida, Cornales, Cornaceae.